AUAUUAGUAGCAGUUAAUAGGAACUGGAUUUAGAAAAUAGAAAGAAAAAAGUCACGAUGCAUAAUUUCCAACAGAAAAUUUAUGAUACAUUGGCAUAUACUGUAUGUCCAUUAUUUUAAUGAUGCAUUUUUCACUAUCCAGGAUUUGUUAUUUUCACUUUAUUCGUUCACUACGCAAAUUAGCAAACGGCAGGAACGCAACAACACCGACAUGCACACCAGUAUUUAAAUUCAUAUCACACUCCGCCAUACUGUACCUUAUGAACGGACGAGCGAAGGGCGUGAGCAGAGACGAGCUCACUGGCACGUUCCGCAAUGUCCAUCCACGGCUGGAAGUACAGCGGCAGCUUGACCUUUGUGUAGACAAGAGAAAUUCGACGUCAUUCUCACUCUAGGGUUUCUGAAGCAAACUGUAACUUCACUUGCCAACUGAAAACAGUUUGAUGCCCCAUUACACAGGUCCCAUUUUAUGGAUUCUGAUAUGGACUAUGAGAGGCCAAAUGUCGAGACCAUCAAGUGUGUGGUUGUCGGGGACAACGCAGUGGGAAAGACCCGGCUCAUCUGCGCCCGAGCUUGCAACGCCACCCUGACCCAGUACCAGCUCCUUGCCACACAUGUUCCCACUGUCUGGGCCAUAGACCAAUACAGAGUGUGCCAGGAGGUGUGUUUCUCCAACCAGGUUCUAGAGCGAUCUAGGGACGUGGUGGACGAUGUCAGCGUGUCCUUGCGACUCUGGGACACGUUCGGGGAUCAUCACAAGGACCGUCGUUUUGCUUACGGCCGGUCUGACGUGGUGGUGCUGUGUUUCUCAAUCGCGAACCCGAACUCGCUGCACCAUGUGAGGACCAUGUGGUACCCUGAAAUCAAACACUUCUGCCCCAGAGCUCCUGUCAUCCUUGUGGGCUGCCAGCUGGACCUGAGAUACGCCGACCUCGAGGCAGUGAACAGAGCACGGCGCCCUCUGGCCAGGCCCAUCAAAUCCAACGAGAUUUUGCCGCCAGAGAAGGGCCGUGAAGUAGCAAAAGAGCUCGGGGUCCCGUAUUACGAGACCAGUGUGGUCGCCCAGUUCGGUAUCAAGGACGUAUUCGACAACGCUAUCCGUGCCGCCCUGAUAUCACGCCGUCACCUGCAGUUCUGGAAGUCGCACUUGCGUAAUGUCCAGCGGCCUCUGCUCCAAGCCCCGUUCCUUCCUCCCAAACCUCCUCCACCCAUCAUCACAGUGCCACCUCCCCCUAGCAGCAUGGAAGAGCACCCAGGGCGUCUGUUGGAGGACCCUCUGUGCGCCGACGUCGUUCUCGUGCUCCAGGAGAGCCAAAGAAUCUUUGCUCACCGUGUCUACCUCGCCACAGCCUCAUCCAAAUUCUACGACCUUUUCCUGGUCGACCAUCGCACUCCUGAGGAGAAAAAAGAGAAAGAGCGCACCCGGGCGCCUCUCUCUGGCCGUGAGCUGCUGAUGCGAGCAGCCAGCUUUGAUGUUUGCGAGAGCAGCGAUGAAAGGGAGCGAGCAAACUUGCGCGCCUGUACCAGCGACGGGACGCUUAGAGGAGGCGACGGAGGACGUCUGCUCCCCGCGUUCAGCCGAGCCUUCCUCAGCGUGCAAGAGGAAAUUGUGGACGAUCCCUUGACUUUUCACUCCAGGCCAAUGACUGUGGUGCACAUGGACCCGUCCAUGCAGCUGGGACCGUUCCGGGCUGUUUUGCGCUAUCUCUAUACAGGGAAGCUGGAUGAGCAUGAGAAGGAACUGAUGCAGGUGGCUCACAUCGCUGAGCUGCUGGAGGUUUUUGAUCUCCGCAUGAUGGUGGCCAACAUCCUGAAUGAUGAAGCUUUCAUGAACCAGGAGAUCACCAAGGCCUUCCAUGUCAGGCGAACCAACCGGAUCAAGGAGUGCCUAGCUAAAGGAACCUUCUCUGAUGUGGUGUUCAAGCUGGAUGACGGUACUAUAAUGGCCCACAAGCCUUUGCUCAUUUCAAGCUGCGACUGGAUGGCAGCUAUGUUUGGAGGACCGUUCGUGGAGAGCUGUACUAAAGAGGUUCUGUUUCCAAACACAACCCGGAGCUGCAUGCGUGCUGUGCUGGAGUAUCUGUACACGGGACGGUUCUGUUCUAGGCCAGACCUGGACGCCAUGGAGCUCAUUGUUCUUGCAAACCGUCUCUGUCUGCCUCACCUGGUUGCACUGACAGAGCUGUACACUGUGACUGUGCUUAUGGAGGCUGCUAUGAUGGGGGCUGAUAUCGACGGAGAAGUACUGGUUUAUCUGGAAAUGGCUCAGUUCCAUGGUGCCCAGCAGUUAGCUGGAUGGUGCCUCCACCACAUCUGCACUAAUUACAACAGUGUCUGCCGCAAGUUCCCUCGCGACAUGAAGGCUAAAUCAGCAGAGAACCAGAAAUACUUCGAGAAGCAUCGCUGGCCUCCAGUGUGGUACCUCAAGGAAGACGAUCAUUACCAGCGAACACGCAAAGAACGGGAGAAAGAGGACUACCUGUACCAGAAACGGCAGUGUAAACGCAAAUGGCUCUUCUGGAAUCUUCCGUCCUCGCCCUCGUCCAACUCUCCGUCCUCUCCCGGGUCCUCCACCGUCAUGUGAUCAGUCAAGGGUGGAGGACGGAUCGAACUGAUGUUAAACGGAAAUGCACACAUCAGCAGCGACAGCCAUUUUAGCGAAAAAGAUAAACAGGCGAGAUCAACUACUAAGCAGGAUUCAAAACAUUUAAAAAAAAAAAAAAAAACAAGAGCGAGAGCCAGAGACUGUACACCUUUUUUUUUGUUUGGGUAUUUUUUUUGACUCACUCUGGGAUAAGACCCAGCAGAUAAAAAAAAAAUUCUCAGUGUGAAAAAAUCAAACGUCAAUGUUCAUCAAAAUACUUUUCUGCUGCGAAACCAUUUGAAAACAACCCAGUAACAUGGCAUAUCUUGUUUUUACAGUAGGAUUAAGAGUGGGAUUUUUUUCCUCUUCACACUCCCUCUACCGGAUAAAUCACCAGUUCCACGGUGAUGUGCUGCAUGGACGAACACUGGGACGAACUUUUCCCAGUGGUACAACCGAGCGGUCUGGGAUAAAACGGCGUAUUGGCUCGUCCUGCUCUCGCGGAAGGUUAAAAGUACCCAAAUGGCCCUGAUGUGACUUUAUCAGUGAACUGUUUCUCAUUUUCACUGGGGUCUAUUUUUUUUUUUUUUACGAUAAUCAUUUAGAAAAGGGCUCAAAUUUUUCCUCCUCUUGCUUGGACUCUCUCUCUCUCUGUCUCUCUCUCUGUCUCUCUCUCACUCUCACUCUGUCGCCGAUUGGAGGUUGAUGACAAUAAUAGCCUUGCGCGCAACACACCCGUUAUUCAGAACGCUAAUGGAAAUAGAAAAAAAGAAUACUCUGAAUACUCGCUACUGUUCGUAAUCUCAAAACUCAAGACCUCAAAGAUUCAGACUUAUGGUUGUCUCGACACAAAAUGUUGGCACUCAGUAGAGUCUUAACCUCAACUCACGAAUGCUUUACUUUAAGAAUGACCCUCUUUCUUGAGAGAUGUCCCUCUGCACAAGUUUAGUCCCUACUAUACGGCAUCAGAUCCUAACAUUUGGAUGCUCCUGAGAACCACUACGUUACAGUGUCCAGCUAUCGUACGAACUAAACUCUGCAGGGUGGAAGAUCUCUAUCGCUUUCUAUUUCCUGAAUAUUGCACGUCACAAUCGCUCUCUGAUAGAUAACUUAAGAUAUUCCAAUCUAUUUACACAGUAGGCUCAUGGGCAGGCCCAUGACUAGGCCUUUUUUUAAUAUAUAUAUAUAUUAGAAUGUAUUUGCAAACAGUGUUCCUGUCUAUUGUAGAGAGCACAUAAUGUUAACGUCUCGGUCGUUUAAAGUACGAAUUAAAGUAUUAGAGCUUUGACGUAACUGUAGAGUGUAGAAUAAUAAUAAAUGAUUCAAGCAACAACAACAAAAAAAACAAAACAAAAACGCAUCAUCCUCGUACGAAGUAGCGCUAAACACCGAGGAGUUUACACACGGAAUGCGAAAUGCCACUAAGAUAAAGCAAGCUUUUAAAUAGAGCGCCGUUUACAUCGCUUCAUACGAACCCGCACGAGACGGAGACUCCGCAACGCACGAUGCAUAUUAAUUACUUUCCAAUCUCUGUUCAAACAAAUAGUUAUUACUUAUUUACUCAAUCAGCUUUUUCCCCCAGAAACUACUAAAAAUCUCCGCAAGUGUGAAUGUGAAAAGAUGGCUAUAUAAUUCAGUCCCUCCAAAGCUCGCAAGUUUUCAAAAUCAAUGCAGGUGUUCCACAGAUGUAGCCCAAGAGGUAUUGUGUCGUGUCAUGAGUGCAGCUGUAACAGAUACUUAUUACAUGUGUCUCCACCGGUUGGAGUUUAAAUGAACAAUCCUGUCUUUGCCAUUUCACCAAUACAGUUAGCAAAAAAAUGGGGAAAAAAAGCACAAAAAACUCCAGUUGCGUUUCAGAUUUUGAAAGGAAAAAAAAAAAAAGCCCCAGCAACAUCAAGUGGUUUUUGGCAGCAAGAGUCACAAAAAUCAGUGAAAUCCUAGAGGGACUGGUAUAUACAGUAGUAUAUAAUAAUAAAGUGGCCUUUGCAGUGUCUUUAA
Messenger RNA from Tachysurus fulvidraco (yellow catfish), 4581 nucleotides. Its product is annotated as rho-related BTB domain-containing protein 2. Gene Ontology annotation, molecular function: protein binding; GTP binding; GTPase activity. The coding region runs from base 469 to 2583 and encodes 704 amino acids. Gene Ontology annotation, biological process: small GTPase-mediated signal transduction. The record is from RefSeq and is a predicted model, not a curated record. Lineage: Eukaryota; Metazoa; Chordata; Actinopteri; Siluriformes; Bagridae. The transcript has 11 exons.